AUGUCUACAAUAAAUUAUAGCAAAUGGGAUCACAUUGAGAUCUCAGAUGAUGAAGAUGACACGCAUCCAAACAUUGAUACUCCCAGCUUGUUCCGGUGGCGCCACCAGGCUAGAGUGGAGCGAAUGGAGGAGCAAAAGAAGAAGAAAGAGAAACUUGAAUUUGAAAAACAGAGCUACCAGCAGAAGAUUGCACAGAUGAGACAGAAAAUGAAAGAGGCAGAGGAGAAUGCAUCUUCAGAGUUUGAGAAGCUAAAAAUUGAAUUGUCAGAGCUGGAGCAGCAGGAAGCUGAGUUCCGUAAGAAGGAAGAAGAGCUGAAGAAAGAAGAAAGACUGACUCCUCUGAAUAUUGAUACAAUCUGCAAAGAAGGGAAAUCUAAAACUCUGAUCAACAAGGUGCCCCCACCUCCAAAAGAAACUUCUGAAGAAGAGAAAAUAGAAAGACAGCAAGAGUUUACCAAAAAGUACAAGGCUGAGAUCCGCAAGUAUGGCAUGCUGCAGAAAUGGGAUGACAGCAAGCAGUACUUGACAGAGCACCCCUAUCUGGUGUGUGAGGAGACUGCUAACUAUCUGGUCAUUUGGUGUAUUGAUCUGGAAGUGGAGGAGAAACAUGAGCUGAUGAAGCAUGUCAGCCACCAGUGUAUUGUGAUGCAGUUUAUUCUGGAGCUGGCUAAGAGUCUGAAAACUGACCCCCGCAGCUGUGUGGGGGCGUUCUUCUCCAGGAUCAAACUGGGUGAGAAACAGUAUACGGAUGCCUUUAACGAGGAACUGGAGGCUUUCAGGGGUCGAAUCCGUGAACGAGCACAAGCUAGAAUAGAAGAGGCUGUCAAGGAGUAUGAAGAGGAGGAGCGCAAAAAACGUCUUGGUCCUGGCGGUUUGGAUCCUGUAGAGGUUAUGGAAACACUUCCAGAGAGUCUGCGUGCCUGUUUCGAGUCACAGGACAUUGCCCUCCUACAGAAGACUAUUGCUGAAAUGCCCAAGGAAGAGGCGUCCUACCACAUACAGCGCUGCAUUGAUUCCGGCCUCUGGGUGCCAGGGGGUGGCGAAGAAGAGAAGAAUGAAAAAACAGGUGCAGAUGAAAAGGCUGAGAAGAAGGAUGGCGAUAGUGAAGAGGUGUAUGAACAAGUUGAUUAA
Messenger RNA from Candidula unifasciata, 1131 nucleotides. NCBI's taxonomy places the organism in Eukaryota, Metazoa, Mollusca, Gastropoda, Stylommatophora, Geomitridae. The record is from the annotation of a GenBank genome assembly.